This is a messenger RNA of Closterium sp. NIES-67, 821 nucleotides long. NCBI's taxonomy places the organism in Eukaryota, Viridiplantae, Streptophyta, Zygnematophyceae, Desmidiales, Closteriaceae. The record is from the annotation of a GenBank genome assembly.
GGUACUUUCUCUGUUUCAGCUAAGGUCCUCCCCUGCACUGUUCCGCGACCUCCGCUUCCUCCGCAUCCCCCGCAGCGUCCGCCGGUCCCGCCGCCAUCGCCUCUUAUUUCCCGCCCACGCUCUUCUCCGGAUCUUCCUUACCCGCCAUAGUUUUGCUUCCGCCGCGUCUAGGCCUUCCGCACUCUCGCGCUGGGGAGCUUGCUGGUUACCUUCGCACGUUCCCUUUUCGCCACGGAUUUCCGUUUCACGCGUUUCGCUCUCCAGUGCUCCUGCCUCAGAUUCGCUCCCGUUCGCGUCCGUCUCGUUGCGAGCCUUUGUACCCGCUACUAACGAACUAGUUACCGACACAAGAUGGCGUUUAUCAUGGAGUUCGUGGAGCAUUUUAUCCGCGCGGGAAUGGAGGAUCCGCGUGAUCGGGACGAGCGGUCCGCUGCGCGAAUCCGGAAAACCAAGGCCAAGUGCGAGGAGCUCAAGAGCAUGUGGGCACAGCCAGUGAAGGCGUACGGCUACUGGGGAAGCGACAGGUUCAACCACAAGUACCUCAUGGACCUCCGCCACAGCAACCUCUCUGGGCGGCAGAACCCUUAUGACACGGUCACUCGUGUAGCAGCCAAUGCUGCGACCGAGGCAGUGAGGGAAUAGAUGGUGCCGCCAUUGGAGCAAUGUCAGGAUUGAGGCAUGAACGAUUGUAUGGGAACAUCUUAUGGUAGUUGCUGAGGAAGAUGAGUUGUGCUAAAGUAGUUGAAGUGUCUAUGAAAAGAUAACUAGUUACAUGCAGUUAGGUUGAUUGACCAUUUAUACAAGGGUCGCUUAUAGCACAC